CGCGCCCCGCGCACGGCUGCCGCUCGGGCGGGACCCAGGCUGGACCGCGGGCCCUGGCCUGGGGGAACAGCUGCUACCGCCGCCGCCACCUCGUCUCCUCCCGGUCCCCGCCCCGCGUCUCCUCGCCUCCCUCAGGUCCGCGGCCGGGGUCCCUCCCCGCCGCCCCAACCCUGCGUGGAUGCCGAAGGUGAAGGCGCUGCAGUGCGCCCUGGCGCUGGAGAUCCGCUCUGUAACUUGCCCAGGAGUGGUGCUGAAAGACAAGGAGGACAUCUAUCUUAGCAUCUGUGUGUUUGGCCAAUACAAAAAGACACAAUGUGUCCCAGCCAAUUUUCCACUGGUCUUCAAUGCCAGAAUGGUGUUUGAAAAGAUAAUUACUGAGUACCUGCUGUGUUCCAUGCUCUGUUCCAUGCACUGGGUGUUCCCUGAAGCAGUAGACCCUGGAGAUGUGGUUGCACAGCUUGAAUAUGAUACAGCAUUGUUUGAGUUGAUUCAGCUAGUUCCGCCAGUGGGUGAAACACUGUCUACAUAUGAUGAGAAUACACGAGAUUUCAUGUUCCCGGGUCCAAAUCAAAUUUCUGGACACCAUGACUCAAACCGCCAGGUUACUAUGAGGAGGAUUUCUGGCCUUCGUGGAAUUGCUCCAAAGCUGGAAUUUUCUACAACCUCAGUGAUUACCGAAUGUCUGAUAAGUUCAAGGAAGUGCCAUACUCAGGAUAAAUUUAUUCACCAUAUGGCUCCAGUUGAAAAAUCACACGGCAGACUGCAAACCGGAACAUCAAGGUCACAAAAGAAAAAAUCCAAGUCACCUGAGAGAAAUAAAUAUUGCAUAAAUGCAAAAAACUACGAACAGCCUACAAUUUCUUCAAAAUCACACUCUCCAUCUCCUUACACAAAAAGACGCAUGUGUGAGCUAUCUGAAGACACUAGGCAGCGGCUGGCCCAUUUAAAUCUGGGCCCCUAUGAAUUCAAAAAAGAAACAGAUAAACCUCCAUUUGUGAUUAGACAUGUUGAUCCCCCAAGUCCCAAGGCUGAUGCUUUAUUUGGAUCUUCUGGCAGAGACUGUGAAAGAGAUGGAUGGUCCAGGCUGCACAAUGAUCAUUCUCAUCUUGGCUGCUACCGACCCAAGGAUUAUAAGGUCAUCAGAACACCUCAUGGGAGAGACUUCGAUGACUCUUUGGAAAGAUGUGAUGACUAUUUGAGCUCAAGGUCAUGUAGCAAGUCCCAGCAUUCAUCCAGGACCUUACUCGUUCAGUCGGCACCCUCUACAAUGCCGAAGCAUUCUCCAAGCCCUGUGUUAAAUCGUGCUUCUCUCAGGGAAAGAUUCCAUUCUGAUUGGUGUUCACCUUCAAACUGUGAUGAGAUCCAUGACCGGGUAAAGAAUGUCUUGAAAUCACAUCAGGCUCAUCAGAGACAUUUAUAUGAUGAGAGAGACCCAGAGAAAGAAGAUGAACUGGAACUGAAAAGAGGUCUUUUAUAUAGAGACUCUGCCUAUGACAGUGACCCAGAGUAUAGCUCAUUUCAGCAGCCACCUGGCGCUCUCCAUUUGGAUGAUGGCGAAUACUGGUCCAACAGGGCAGCCUCUUACAAAGGAAAAUCCCACCGACCCAUCUUUGAGAACAGCAUGGACAAGAUGUACAGGAACUUAUACAAAAAGGCCUGUAGUUCUGUUUCUCAUACACAGGAAAGCUGUUGAGACCAGUGGUGAUAAACUGUAUGAGUGUCCUUGUCAACUUCUCAAUGAAAACGUUUGAUGUGAUCA
Messenger RNA from Physeter macrocephalus (sperm whale), 1759 nucleotides. It is a transcript of the gene SPATA6, whose product is annotated as spermatogenesis associated 6. NCBI's taxonomy places the organism in Eukaryota, Metazoa, Chordata, Mammalia, Artiodactyla, Physeteridae. The transcript has 14 exons. Gene Ontology annotation, biological process: spermatogenesis; motile cilium assembly. Bases 179 to 1693 code for a protein of 504 amino acids. Gene Ontology annotation, molecular function: myosin light chain binding. The record is from RefSeq and is a predicted model, not a curated record.